AUGGAUGAAAAUAAUGUAGAAAAUAUUCGUGUUACUAUUGGAGAAAUUAAUCUGAUAUACAGAGCUGGUGUUAAUAUUGGUUUUGGGGGAUUUGCUCUGAUUUAUCACGCAUAUAUACCGGCUGAACGCAAAUGUGUAGCAUUGAAAAUAUCACAACGAAAUGGGAGUAUUCAGGCGAUAAGAAGAGAAGCUGCCAUUCUGGAAUACGUUAAUGAAUCUGUUGAUGAUGAUGAUAGAAGCCAUAUAAUAAAAUUGCUUGGAUAUAAGGAAAUGGUAGAUAGACAACAACGAGAGACUUUAUAUUUAGUUAUGGAAUUCGGAGGAAUGAAUUUGGGAGAUUAUUUUAAUGAACGAAUUAAAAAAAUACGAGAUGAAGGAAAAAUUGUGCUUACAAAAAUUAUUAGGGGAGCGGCACUAGCACUUGAACAAUUCCAUAAAUGUAUGAAUAUUUAA
Meloidogyne enterolobii is the source of this 453-nucleotide messenger RNA. The record is from the annotation of a GenBank genome assembly. Lineage: Eukaryota; Metazoa; Nematoda; Chromadorea; Rhabditida; Meloidogynidae.